AGGCCAGUUAUGAGCUGUGUACUUGACCCGUGGUAUUUAUGUGGUAUUUACACUGAUGCUGUAAGAAGUGUCUGUUCCAAUACAAAUUCCUGUUGGUUAGACAAGGAGAAAUUCAGGGCUUUGGGAUCCGCUAGCAAAUUUACAUCCGCCCGGUUCAUUGGGCUUCCAUUAUGGGAAGCUGGGGUUUCCUAACUCCGAGAACUCUGUCUUCUGUCCCGAUUCUGGAGGCUUCCAAGGAGCGAGCUGCCUCUCCAUCACGCCCCCUGCACGCUUCUUGGAAGGGGUCAUUGGUCUUACAAAACUGAAGGGCUUGAAUUAAAAGGCAGCCUGUUGGUCUGUUGGAACAUUCCUCAACAAUUAACUGGGCAGCUGCUCUGCCCACCCCAGGCUCUCAGAAGCUUGCCCGCUCGCCCACGUUCUCUGGUGUCCUAGCAACCGGAAACUCAUCUGAGCUCCAGCCGGGACAGAGGCCAUUUUCUCCCUGACCACUGUGACUUGCAGGCUCCCCGGGCCCCUGAGGACCUGUCUGUACAGCUUGCGGGUCCACUGAAAGCCACCGUUUGUCCCCAUGGACUCCCAGAAGGCCAGCCCAGCCUGCCCCUAACCCCGGCAGAAUGAGCUUCUCGCUCACGUUCUCAGAGCUGGUCAACAUCGCCAUCCCACAGUGCAGGGUGGUGAACUUCAAGGCCCUGCACCUCCUACUCCAGGGUAUCCUGGAGCACAUCCACAUGGCUGACCUUGAGAAGGUCCUCUCGGCGGAUGAGGACUUCCUCCACACCUCGCCAGCCAUGUUCAUGCCCCGGGAAGGAGACUUCCAGCCCAUCCUUAACCCCAUGAAGAGGCUCGGCAACGUCUUUGACCACCUGGUGAGCCAUGUGGACAAGAUGGAGAGCCAGCUGGCUGUGCUGCAGGAACUGCCCUCCACCUCCCAGCUGCUGGAGGGCAGCCAGGGCACUGGCCAGCCCGCCCAGGACUUACGGAAACUGAUAAAGCUCCAGAUAGUGGAGGGCAACGAGGAAGCCAUGGCCACGUCCAUGAAGACCCUGUAGGAUGUGCUCACCGACAUUUAUGCACUCAAGGUCACUGUUGAAACCCUCAGGAAGGAUGUGGCCAUGCUGAAGGACAUGUUUGACAAGAUGCAUCUGGAAAGAAUAGAUGCUUUCUCUGAAGAUUUGAAAGGGCAGAACUGGAAGAUGAGUGCACUGCAGUGGGAAGUGAUUUCUCUCCAGAACAAGAUAACCACCAUGCCCAAAACUGAGGACAUGGUGCUCUGGAGCAGCCUCCAUGAGGCCAUGUUCACCCUGGGAACUGCUCCACAACUGCUGGAUGAUUCCAAGCGGUGGCAGAUUGUGAAACAUGUUGCAGAGAUCGACCUUCCUCAGACGGCUGAGUACCACAAAGAAGUUAGCCACGGCCAGGGAGACACAUCCAAGCUCUCAGCUCUCUCAGAAAAGGAGGAGGAAUAUUCCUCCGUGGAAGUGGGAGUCCCUCAGGAUGGAGCCCCAAGGGCUGAGGCCUCCACGGAAGUACUCCCUAAGGGAUCCCCGUCUGCGGUUCAGCAGAUAAAAUCCAAUGCUGCCAUUGCAGCUGCUGCCGCAGCCACCUUCACAGCUGCAGCGACAUCGGCAGCCCGGGCAGCUAAAGCGGCUGCCAGGCUGGUCAAGGACACCCUGGCCACCAAAUUGGCCACCAUAGCAACAGCCGUGGCCGCAUCCGGGCCCUUAGGGGUCCUUGCAGACAUCCUGGGCACAGGGACCUCCCGUGGGGCCUUCACCGAGGACGGCGAGAUGGAAGACUUGCAAGAGGUGGACUGUGAGGACGUCCUCUCUCCUUCAUUCUCUUCUGCCCGUGUCCCUCCCAACAUGGCCCUGUCGCAGGCCAUGCUGGCUGCCGAACAGGCCAUGACCCCUGAAGACAAGAAGAAGGCCGUCAGGUGUUCCAUGAGCCACAUAGCCCAGAUGCCCAUUAGACAUGACUCCCUGAAAGAAGAGUUUGCCCAGCUGUCAUCCAACCUGCAUCAGCGUAUGACUUAUCUAGCUAAUAUGGGAGCCUCUUCCAAGCUUGGGACAACGGCGGACGUAUUGCAAGAAAAGAUUGGCAGCCUCCAGAAAUCCAGGAUGAGGGAGGAGGAACUUGAGAGAAUUUGGGGCCACCAGAUAGAGAUGAUAAAGGACCACCACCUCGUGCUGGACAGGGCAGUGGACAAGCUCCAGAUUUGCCUGGAUGAGUUUAAGGUUGUCCAUUCUCAGAUUAAAAACCUAGAAAUGUACAAGGCAGACAACAGUGUGAUGGAGCAGGAGCUGAAAGAGAAAGCCGACAGGCGCUCCCUGGCAGGCAAGGGAAGCCGGGCUGACCUGGACGCAGUGGCGAUGGAGCUGAAUGAGACGAUUCAGGGCAUGCUCUUCAGGGUUAUGGCCAAUGAGGAUGACUGGAAGAAGACUGUGGAGCAGCUGGACAAAGACCUACGCACCAAGCUGGUUCCCAGUGAUUUGGACGAUCUGAAGAAAGACAUGGAUGAGGUCUGGAAAGUAGUCAGGAAGCUGCUGAUUGAAGGCUUCUGGUUUGACCCCAACAGUGCUGCCGGCUUUAGGAAGAAACUGUUUGAGCGGGUGAAAUCUAUCUCCGGCCACCGGCCCGUGAACAUGAUGACCUGCCCGCAACUCAUCACCAUCCACAGUGCCCACCUGCUGUCGCGGCUGCGGCCGGCCAGCGCCAACAGCUACGAGUACCUGCAGCGGCAACAGGUGAGGUGACAGCAGCUGCAGAAGCUCCAGAACCUUGCAGCCCUGGAGGGGAGCCUGGACUCGCUGGGCUCCCAGCAGGACUGGGGUGAUGGCCCCGGAAAUGAUGCCAACCUUGAUUUCAAAUCAUGUAACUUGUCGACAAUCUACCCCUACAGGGACCCUGAGUUGUUGGACUAUGAUUCCAUGAGUCAGGCCGAGGUGGACAUCCUGGGAGUGGACGGGAUCCUGUACAAGGGCCGAAUGAACAGCAAGGACAGGGCGCGGCCUCUGACCGACACAGAGAAGGAGCUGGCAGCUGUUAAGGUUCCGCAUCCCCCAGCUCGAAGCCCAUAUGAGGGUGCGCGCCCGAGUGCCUUAUUCGGUGCCAUCUACCCCUGUGAGUACCUGCCCCCCAACUCCCUGGCCCAGCUGGGAUUCUUGCAGGGUCUCUGGGCCCCCCAGUCCCAGCCUGGGGCUCUCCUACCCCACCUCAUCCAUAUCUCACCUGCCCUGCCCAGACCUGGGCCAGAGAAGAUCCCUCGAGUGGCCCCCACCUGGCACCCAGCACCCUGGCCAGGGCCUCCAGCCAUCCUGGGCUCCACCUUUACCCUUCAGCCAGGUUUCCUGGCCCAGAAGCCAUCCCUGGGGUCCAAGCCAGGUGUCUGUGCCCUGGGGUCCAGCCGGCUGCAGAGCUGGGAUGAGGGAGCCUGUUCAUUCCCUCGGGCCUCUCUGCUGAGGGCCCGUGAGCCAAGUUGGGGUCGGGCCAGCCUCUCUCCAGAAUAUUCCUGGGACACAUCAUGGGUCUCACCUGCCCCCCAGCAGCCUGCCCCCCCAAACCAGCAUGGGCUCAGCCACCUCAGGCCCCCAGCCGACAUGCCAGCUCAGCCUCCGUCUCUGCCUCCCCUGCCACUGCUGCCACAGCUGAUGCCAUCCCUGCAGGAUCCCCAGCCGGCCCCAGGGCCUGCCAGGCACCCAAGGCCUCUGCGCCUUGAGUCCCAAGCCGGCAUGCAGUCCACCAAGGAGCCCACCAAGCUGUGAGCCUGCAGUGCCAGCGUCGCCCCCUCCCCCGAGCAGGUGGAGACCCUGCCCUGAGCCUAGUCUGGGGAAGGUGCAGGGGCCCUGGACUUAGGGGAGGGUCUCCGUAAGGAGCUCAUUUUGAUCCAGUAGCUGUUUUAACUGUCAUAUAAAUACCUGUAAUACAAUCCUUCUCAUGCUACGUUUCAUGGAGAACACAGCUUUCUAGAUUGAAUUUCCCACUAAACCAAUUUAAUUCCUUGACCAAUUUUCAAUACAACACAAAGUGGUAUUAAAAACAAUCACUUUCCUUUUUAUUUUGCUGAAAUGAUUUUAUCAGAAUCAGUUCCAAUUACAGCUAACGCCACUGUCCAUUUUCUUUGGGGACCAUUAUUUCUACCAGGACCAAUUUUCUCAUGGGAACCAAAUUUUAUUGCGUGCAUGUUUUUUUAUUGUCUGUUGAUUGUUCCCACCAGUAAUUAGUUAUGAGUUGGAUAUUUAAAGAACCUGACUGUUUGUAUUUACUUCUGGCUAAUCCAUGAGGCACUUGGAGCAAUGGCCCUGGAAUCCUCCAGGACCGCUCUGUCCUGUUUGGCAUCUUUCUGCCUCUUUGGUUCCCGCGCUCACUGCCUAUGCACUUGGUGGAGGGGGCGGGGGUGUCAAAGCGUCCUGAUUUGGGGUUCAGAGCCCGGCCUGCUCACGCCUGCCUGGCGGGUCCUGCAGCCUGGCGUGGUUUCUGCCCCUUGGACGGUUUACUGGUCCCUCCUUCUCCGUUUCGCGUUUUCUCCCUUUCCACCCCCUAGGUUGUCCAGUUGCGCCCUCUACCCUUUCUGUGCUUCUGAUACUUGUAUCACAUUCCACAAAGACUAAAAAAAAAAAAAUUUCCCUCUGAAUAGUUUUGGGGCAUGGCUCCCCCAAACAUCCACCAGAGGCUCCUGGAGCGAGUCAGGGAGUGGGGUGGGCAAGCUGCCCGGGGGUCCGCCUGGGGGAGCCAGGGUGCUGGCAUGGAGGAGGGUUCUCUGGACGGGCGGCCAAAGGAGUCCUGGAUGCUGCGUGCCUGCCCCUCCCCACCAGUUGUCCCCCAGCCCUGCCUCCCCCUCCCCCUGCUCCUCACCUGCAACCACUCCUGACUUCUCUUUUCUUUCUCCAAGGACUGUGUCCAAAUGAGGCCGAGCUCUUCCUGACCCAGGUGACCUACACCGCCUUGGGGGAUACUGGCCAGUGCAUCCCUGGCCCCACCCCCAUAUCACAGAUGAGUGUUUUUGUCAGCUUCUCCCCAGAGUAAAAUCUUUCACUUUUCUGAUUGUGGAUAAGGGUGACUGGCCCCAUGCCCUCUGCGAGGGGAGGCCUUGCCAGUCCCACAUGGGUGGGUGGACCUGCCAGUCCUUCCUCGGGCCAUCAGCCCAGGGUCAGCCUCCCAGAACCACUGUCCAGAACCACCAUGGCUGAGUCUCAGCAGAGAAUCACAACAAACCGCCCCUACCCCGUCACGUUGGUCGCCCCGUGGCAAAGUGCCCCGUGUGGCCCUGGUCCUGUGUGGUGGGCAGAUCACGGGCCUGUGGGAGGGGCAGUGGUGUGACUUGCCCAGGGUCACACAGUGAGGCCUUAGCUCUCCGGCCACCUGCCCAGAAGGCUGUACUUCUUGGGUGGGUGCUGUACACAGGUAUGAGGGGUCCAACUUUCAGGAAAAGGAGGUGUGGCCUGGGCUCGGGCAGAUGGAGAGGUGGGGGCUCUUAGGGACACGCCCAUGCCAGGUGUGGUCAGGCUUGUCUCCUGCACUGCAGCCUUGACAUGUGUGGAACCACAGGCAUCCAAGCCCUGCUCUUUCAGCCUCUCGUAGCUGCCUUCCCAGCCCAUUUCUCAGAUUUACCAAUGGAAUCAGUGCUUGAGUGGGUUCCUGCAGCCCAGGGAGCGAGGAGCAAGACCCAGGGGGGACCACAGCUCCUGGCCUGGGACACAGUGGCAGGGCCAAGCUGGACAAGGAGUAGGGUGACCAACCAUCCUGGUCUGCCUGGGAGUGAAGGGGAUCCCUGGAACUUUCAGUUUGAAGACCAAGAAGGAAUUCCCUGAUGGUCCAGUGGAUAGGACUCCGGGCUUUCACUGCCAAGGGCCCAGAUGCUCCUGAUGAAGAGCAAAUCCCCUUCAGAGAUUCCAGCAGAUGCAAGACAGACGCUGGACACGCACAUGUCCAUGGUGGGCAGAGGAGUGGCUGGCUGGCCAGGGACACGCUGAGCUAUGUCCCCACCGUGGUGGUCAGCUUCAACCAUUUGUGGCCUUAAGGGAACUUGGUCCAGAUAUUACAAAUUUUCCAAGGUAAGCCAGAAGUGAGGCUUUUCUUGUAAACUCUCCUGAUUUUUUUUUUUAAUUUUUUUUAUUUAACUCUCCUGAUUUUAAAGUGCUGGCCGACAAAUCAAGCCCAACAGCACAUAUCAGAGGCCUGUGAAUCUGCAAACCCCUAAGACAGCCACGCCCUGAUCAUUUAACAUCAGACCUGAAGGGCUCACCCACCGCUUGUCACCUGGGGAGGCCGGGCCUCCAUUCCACAUGCUGCCAUAUACCCUCUUCAGAAAUGAGAGCUCCAAUCACAUUCUUUCCAGCAACCUCAUGGAUGCAAAUGGUGUUUUCACAAUGGAAUCUUGGAAAGAGAGCGAUCUGGAGCUCAAGUCUAGUGGUGACGAAGCCCAGAGGCUGGACUUUUGAGGUGACAAGGCUGGUCUCUGUGUGCUGCUGAGGCAGCUCCUAGGAGGUGCCCGAGGUGGACAGCUGAGGAUGGCUGUAAAUGUGAGUCUCUUCCGUUCCUACAUCAGCAGCUUUGCUUUUUAGCCAGUUUACACUUGAACGUGUAGUAGGUGGUUACUGACUCCUUCAGUUUUGCUUCUGAGACUCAAGGUUUGGGGAAAUUGAAGUUCCUGGUUCUGUGCUGCCCUUGAGUUCUGGGUCACGUGGCAUCUAUGUUGUCCCACCUCUAGCUCCCCUUGAGUGAGUUUUCCUGACCCCUUUGCUUGCCUGAGAGAUGCUCAGAGGCUCACACCUGACAGGGCCUCAGCAUUGCUGGAAAGCUCCAGCCCUGCCCUCUGCCCCCUCCUGCUCCAGUUUCCGCUGUGCCUGGGGCCCUUGUUAGAAAUCAGAUUCCUAACCAGUUUGCAGGGCAGAAAUAGAGACACAGAUGUAGACAACAAACAUAUGGACACCUAGGGGAGAAAGUGGUGGUGGUGGGAUGAAUUGGGAUAUUGGGAUUGACAUAUACACACUAAUAUGUAUAAAACAGAUAACUAAUAAGAACCUGCUAUAUAAAAAAUAAAAUAAAAUUCAAAAACAGAAUUAAAAAAAACAAAACUGCUUUAAAAAAUAAAGUCCAUUAAAAAAAUUUUUAAAAAGAGAGAAAUCAGAUUCCUGGGCCCUCCUCCAGAACAGUUGCCUCAAGGACCCAAGGGACCCUUGUGCUCUGCAUGCUGGAGGGUCACGAGUCUGGUGGCUCCCAGCUGCCACGAGGGGCUUGUGUUGCAUCAGAAUCACCCGGGAACCAUUCUACUUUUAAUAACAGCUAUGACACAUAAGUGUCAUGCCAUACAGUUUUUUAUAAAU
Molecule: messenger RNA, 7322 nt
Organism: Globicephala melas (long-finned pilot whale)
Lineage: Eukaryota; Metazoa; Chordata; Mammalia; Artiodactyla; Delphinidae
Gene: C15H16orf96
Product: chromosome 15 C16orf96 homolog
Source: RefSeq, a predicted model, not a curated record